UCACAUAGUAUAUGUGCAGCUGAUCGCCCACGAUAAAACACAAAGUCUUCGUACUAUACUACAUUCUGAGUGAUUGAGACAAGAAAAAAAAGGCCCCGUUUGAUCUCUAAUCUAUCUACUCUAAAACCGCAAUGGGUACUUUAUCAUUCUUCAUUGGCCUCCUAGCCAUCUUUCUUCCCCUUUGCUCUGCAGCAUCCCAGGAUAUGUUCAACUUGUUUGCAUACGGUGAUAAUAUAGGCGGUCUUCCACUGGUCUUCCGAGAUGGAUAUGCGCAAGUUGGUGACCCAAACAAACUAAAUUCUUCGUUUACCAAAAUAUAUUUCGAUACGAACUCGAGUACCUCGCAGUGGGUCGCAAACCCUAACAACACUGAUAGUUCUGCGAACGCAACAUGGUCCAACCAAGUACUGUUCGUCCCGGGGCCAUCAUCGAGCGACCACCGUAUUGGAUUCGCAUCAGAUCCCGGCUCUAACGUCACAACUACAUUCAAGACGUACGGCCAAUUCGUCUUCGUGGUUAACACUACAGGAGAAUGGGAGUCUGCAUUCUACGCGCAGUCUACAGAUACGGAAAAUCUCUACUCUCUUCUCUGGAACCCUGGUGAUUCUGAAGACUACAUUCCUGUGACACUGAGAACUGUCGCGCCGUCAAAUUUCCAGGACAGUAACGAGACCAGCAGUAGCAGCUGAACUUAGAAGGAGAAGUAGCCAGUGUAGUUGGGAAAAUGGACACUUGUCGGUUUCGCUAUCAUUCUCCCUAUCUUUUUGUCCGGCCUAGUUAGGAAUACAGAAGUCAC
Messenger RNA from Paecilomyces variotii, 796 nucleotides. RefSeq lists its product as hypothetical. Lineage: Eukaryota; Fungi; Ascomycota; Eurotiomycetes; Eurotiales; Thermoascaceae. The transcript is spliced from 3 exons. The coding region runs from base 132 to 689 and encodes 185 amino acids. The record is from RefSeq and is a predicted model, not a curated record.